CAAAUAAAUAUGUCACGAUAAUCACGUAACCAAAAACUUUAGCUUCUUUUUUGUAAAACUCAAAAAUAAAUAUCUUUGGCUUCUUCCAUUCUCUCUUUCACCUUUUCAGUUUCACUCUGACUGUGUAUAUAUAUAUACAUAUACACAUAUAUAUAGAGAGAAGAUAUUGAUUAGCAUUGAUUAUGGAGAAUACGAGUGGUAAUAACACUCCGUCGCCGACGGUACUGGACGAAUGCAACAGAAGAGAGCCACUUCUCACACCAUCACCGCCUGUGGACGUCGCCGGUUUUUCGCCGGAAAACAGUUCUUGGAGACUCGAUCUCAGCGACUUCCAAUUGCCGUCAGACCAUGGCGGUUCCAACCAUGCCAACGACGGACGUUGCUCCUUCGCUUUACGUCGUUUACUUUGCCAACCAGGGAAACAAUACAAAGUUGCAGAGUACUAUAAACAGCAAGAAAGACUUCUUGAAGGCUACAAUGAGAUGGAGACCAUGACUGAAAAUGGCUGCUUCCCUGAGAGCCUAACUGAGGAUGAAGUAAAGCAAUUAGCAAAGAGUGAGAGGUUGGCAGUCAAUGCAUCAAACAUAGCUAACUUAGUUCUUUUUGCAGCAAAAGUUUAUGCUUCAAUAGAGAGCAAAUCACUAGCUGUGAUUGCCUCAACUCUGGAUUCAUUAUUGGAUCUCUUAUCAGGCUUUAUACUGUGGUUCACUGCCUAUUCCAUGAAAAACCCAAAUCAUUAUAACUAUCCCAUUGGAAAGAAUCGUAUGCAACCAGUGGGCAUCAUUGUUUUUGCAUCUGUAAUGGCAACUCUUGGCUUACAAAUAUUGCUUGAGUCCAUUAGGCAUCUGGUCACAAAAUCUGCAACUCAAAUGAAUAUUGUGGAAGAGAAAUGGAUGAUUGGGAUCAUGGUUUCAGUGACAAUAGUGAAGUUUUUCUUAAUGCUUUACUGUAGAAGAUUUAAAAAUGAAAUAGUUCAAGCCUAUGCACAAGAUCAUUUCUUCGAUGUUGUUACUAAUUCAGUUGGUUUAGCAGCAGCUGUCCUAGCCGUCCGAUAUGCCUGGUGGAUUGAUCCUACCGGUGCUCUCAUUAUAGCAUUAUACACAAUGAACACAUGGGCAAGAACAGUGAUUGAGAAUGUUUGGUCACUGAUUGGAAGAACAGCUCCACCAGAUUUUCUAGCAAAGCUAACAUAUCUGAUAUGGAAUCACCACAAAGCAAUUAAGCAUAUCGACACGGUUAGAGCUUACACAUUUGGUUCUCAUUACUUUGUAGAGGUUGAUAUUGUCCUCCCAGAAGACAUGAUUCUGAUUGAGGCUCAUAACAUUGGUGAGAACCUGCAAGAGAAGCUCGAACAACUCCCCGAGGUAGAACGAGCUUUUGUUCAUAUCGAUUUCGAGUUUACUCACAGGCCAGAACACAAAAGAAAGGUUUGAUGAAUCACAAUGACAAAUCAUGACAUUCAUCAUCAUCAUUUCAAGGUUUCUUUCUAUAGUCUAUGAAUAAUAUAAUAAGCUGCUCAUUUUUUAUGUUUGGCCUUGUUUUUUUUCUUUCUUUCUUGUGUGAAUGAAAUACUAAUGUAUCUUUUUUAUAAUCUUUUUCGUAGAAUCAGAUUAUUAUAUAAGUUUUUUUGUGUAAUUAUAUAAAGUUGGGUUCAACUCUC
Cannabis sativa is the source of this 1660-nucleotide messenger RNA. Its product is annotated as metal tolerance protein 9. Gene Ontology annotation, molecular function: monoatomic cation transmembrane transporter activity. The record is from RefSeq and is a predicted model, not a curated record. Gene Ontology annotation, cellular component: membrane. The coding region runs from base 183 to 1433 and encodes 416 amino acids. Gene Ontology annotation, biological process: monoatomic cation transport; transmembrane transport. The transcript is spliced from 6 exons. Lineage: Eukaryota; Viridiplantae; Streptophyta; Magnoliopsida; Rosales; Cannabaceae.